Messenger RNA from Manis javanica (Malayan pangolin), 1632 nucleotides. The record is from RefSeq and is a predicted model, not a curated record. NCBI's taxonomy places the organism in Eukaryota, Metazoa, Chordata, Mammalia, Pholidota, Manidae.
AUGGGGGAUGGGCAAUGCAGUGAACUGCCCAAGCCAGCGCUCAUUCAUAGGUCUCUUGGCUUGAAGGACCCAGUGACCAGAAAAGACCACGCUCCGCACAUAAACGGGGCCCUGGCGGAAAUGGUGGCCUUCAGCUCUCGGCUGUCAGGACCAGCAUCGUUAAGGAAUCACCGCCCAGGAGGCCAGGCCCGCCAGGCCGCCGGGCGUAGGCGACGGCCCGUCAGUCCCGGCGGGGCUCCGCUGGGCACCUCGGCCAGUCGGCCCGCGGCUCCUGCGGGAGGGGCGCCCCGCCCCGCCUCUAGACUGGCUCUGCCCAGGGCAAACGGUCCGGCUCCAGGGCGCCUCCCGUGCCUCACACGCCCCCGCUCACCCCUCGGCGGCCCUGCGGGCGGGCAGCGGGGGAGCCCGAGCCCCGGGACGUACCUGCGGGGCCCCGCCGCCCUCCGGGCCCGGCUGCUCCUGAGGGGCCGCAGGCCGCCGCCGCCCGCCGCCCCGGGCACGUGGCCCGGUGCCGCCCCAACCCCGCGCCGGGUCGGCCCCGCGGCAGGUCAGUUCCGGGCCGCGCUGCGUCCGUCCUCGGCCCGACCGGGCGGGGCCCGAAGGCAGAGCCGCAGGCGGGGGAGACCCCGGAGCCCUCCUGCCGGGCUCGGCGCGAGGCGGGGCCUGGGCCGACGGGGCCUCGCGGGCAGGCGCCAUGCCGGGCCGGGGAGAGCCGCGCCCCUCCGCCCCGUUCCCGGCGGCGGGCCGGACCCUCUGGGGCUCCCACCCCGCCCGGCGGAAGACGGCAGAAAGGGAGGAAUUGGCUCCGACAGUCAGCGCCCCGGCGCCCCAUCUGCACGGCCUGCUCGAGGGAAGAAGUACAGGCAUUCCUUGCAAAUUCGGUUCCAGACCAUCGCAAUAAAACGAGUAUCACGUUAAAGGAAGUCAAAUGAAGCUUUUGGUUUCCCACUGCCGACUGAUAGGAUGGUGGUUGCUGAAGGCUUGGGGGACUUUGCCAAUUUAAGACAUCAGUGAAGUUUGCCACAUUGACUGACUCUUCCUUUCAUGAACGAUUUCUCUGUAGCAUGCGAUGCUGUUUUUUAACAUUUUACCCACAGUAGGACUUCUUUCAGAAUUGGAGUCAAUCCCCUUAAAUGCUGCCACUGCUUUAUCAACUAAGUGUAUGGAAUAUUCUACGUCCUACGUUGUCAUUUCAACAAUCUUCAUAGCGUCUUCACCACAAGCAAUUUCGACCUCCAGAAACCACUUGCUUUGCUCAUCUGUGAGAAGCAGCUCCUCAUCUGUUGAAGUUGUAUCGUGAGAUUUCAGCAAUUUGGUCACAUCUUUAGGCUCUACCUGUGAUUCUAGAUCAUGUCAUUUCCACCACAUCUGCUCUCACUACCUAAACUGUAGUCUUGAACCCCUCAAAGUCAUCCAUGGGGAUGGAAUCAGCUUCUUCCGGACUCUUGUUAAUGUUGAUAUUUUGACCUCUUCCCAUGAAUCAUGAAUGUUCUUAAUGGCAUCCAGAAUGGUGAAUCCUUUCCAGAAGGUUUUUAAUUUACUCUGCCCAUAUCUAUCUGAGGACUGAUUUCCUUGGUAGCUAUAGUCUUUUUCUAAAUGUAUUUCUUAUAUAAUAAAACUUGAAAAUUGAAA